This is a messenger RNA of Cinara cedri, 2229 nucleotides long. The record is from the annotation of a GenBank genome assembly. NCBI's taxonomy places the organism in Eukaryota, Metazoa, Arthropoda, Insecta, Hemiptera, Aphididae.
AUGGACACAGACAUUUUAAACUCAGUACUAACGCUGUACUUCAAAAUUAAUGCAAUGAAUAUUUUAUUUGAAAAAUCUGAAAGAAUUAUAGAUUAUGAAAUAAUCCCUGGAAUAUUUGAAGGUGUAAAUGAUAUUCAAAGAGUCUUGGCCUACAAUUGUCAACUUCCAAAUAGUUAUAAUACUAAACAUUUAUAUGGGUUCCCUAUAUAUAAAUUAGACGUGAAUGAUGAUCUAAUCGGAGUUAUUCUGAAUACAAUAAAUCAAAUUGAUUUUAAUGAACCGAUUGUGUGCUAUAAUGUAAACCAUAUGUUAUUAGAAGAGAUUAUAAUAAACCAAGAAGAUAUGGUAUCAUUUGAGUUAUCCAAUCAACUGUUUAAAUUUGAAUCCGGUGGAAAGGCUGGUAUAAAAUUAUUUUUCGAGCAAAUGCAGCAAUUACAUAAUCUUGAUGUUAUAUACUGGUAUAUGCAAGUGGUAUACAAUACAAUCAUGAAAUUAAUAUGUUAUAAACUUAAAAGAAUUAUAAAUACAGACAGGUCAAGUUUGGACAACGUUAUUUUGCAUUUUCAAAAAUUAGAUUUCUUUUUCUCCCCUCAUACGGGUCUCGUAUACCAGUUGAUUUACAGUUUUUAUAAACUAUGCGAUGGAACUAAAUUUGAAUACGAUAAAAUUUCAGUAGUUAAAAAAGGUAUUGAUUUUUAUUUAAAAUCAAUCGAAAAAGACAAUUAUAAAAAAGCCUCACAGUUGCCAUAUGUUAAUAUAAUAGUCACUGAUACACAAUCAAUAACAUUAAAUGAUUUUAUGCUUGCAAUGAGAAAUCAAAUCGCACACUAUAAAUGCUUUGUUAGUGUGCUUGAGUUUUUAAACAUAAAAUAUAAAAAAGACCACUCAUCUCAUAUGAUAAUGAAACAAACAAUACAUUCUUUUAUUCGAAAUAAUCUAUUUACAGAUAAUAACAAUGAAGAGAAUUCGGCUGUGACAUUGGAUGCACCUAGUUUGUCACCGUGGGUGGAUGAAACUAAUGAAGAAAUAAGUAGAAACCAAGACAAGUGCAAUUUUUGCACAAAUAUGUAUCAAUACAGUGUUAGUAAAUUCAAUAUUAUUAGUAAUAAUAAUCCUGAAGACACGGACAGCGAUCACUGUAGAAAAGUUGGAGAAAUACUCUAUCGUGCUGUACAAUAUCUUGGUUUUUUAACCUUCGAGAACCAAGAUGGAUCUUUAAAGGGAAUAACCUAUAAUUUGGUUUCUGUAGAGUUGUUCACAAAGCGUGAGUUUAAUCGCGAGGGGUCCUGUUCUGACCUAAAACGGUUAUUGUAUGUGGUUAUUAUUGAAUUAAAUUCAUAUAGGCAAACAUUUUGUAUUUUUUCUAAUUAUAAAUUUUUACUAUAUAACACCGAAAAUGUAAUUGGUUUGAAUGAAAACGCAUUUAUUAAAUUUAUUGCAAAUAAGGAAUCCGUAAUUAAUAAUUUUUCCAAUUUAAAUUUAAAAGUUUUGUUAAACCAAUAUAGUAUUAUUAUUAGUUAUACCGGUUUGUAUACAAACAUUAUAAAGUUUUACUGGAACGGAGAAUGUAAGUCAAUUGAUCAGAUUCUUAAUAAUUUAAAUAACGCUAUUUUAAGCCCGUCUUAUAUUUAUGCGUUUUAUGAUAUUUUUUUCAAAUUUUCCAUUGCAGCAAUAUAUUAUGAAACAGUGACUCUUGUAAAGGCUCUAGAUACGAUUUAUAGAAACUCAUCACGAAACUAUGAAUUCUAUCUUGGAAAUUCAAUAGCGAGAUUUGAAAAUGGUUUGAUUUCUGAAAGUACUUUUCCAGAACAUUUUAACACAUUAAUCGCUUAUUUUAAUGUACAUUGCAAUGCCUUGUACAAACAUAUCUGUAUGGGUUUGUUUAGUGGUUAUGGAGAUGAUGAAAAUAUUGAAGACCUAUUUAAAAUAUUUGGCGUUGAAAUAUAUCUGGAUAAUGAGAAAUUAGAAUUGCAAUCUUCAUUGUCCCGGCAAAAUUCUGUCGAAUCGACAACAAGUGAUAAUAAUAUCGUAUCAUCUUUUCCAGGAAAACCAAACACGCCUACAAGAAAACAGAAAAAAAAUAAAGAGAAUUCAAAGUUAAAGCCAAUAGAUAUUGCUAAAAAACAUAUUGAAACUUAUUUACAAUUUUUAGAUACAGUAAUUAAUUCCGUGAAGAUGGUUACGGAUGAAUUUAAUCUAUUUAAUAAUUUUUAUAAUGAUAUUCUAUGA